AUUUGCGAAAAGAGUACUAUAUUUUUACCAAAAGACCGAGUCUGCUAGCAUAGAAGAAUUAAAUUACUCCCUCUAAUGAAAACUAAAGUAAAUAGAUUUUUCGAAGUAGGUAUUAAGAAAUAUCUAAGAUAUUUUAUCUCUUGAGAACAUAUUAUGUCAAUUUUUAAACUUUCUGCUUUGCGAGAAAAAUUGGGAGUUCUUCAAGUAAAUGAAUUUUCUGAAACAUCUACAAAUGAUAUUAAGCAUUUGCAAGAAGAACUGCGGAGGUUACAGGCAGAAUUAGAUGAAUGUCGUUCUUUGGUUACUGUAGCUGAAUGCGAAAAGGAAAAUGUUGUUGAAACAGAAGAAAGGAAACGGAAAGAAGAAGUUGCUUCCAUCCAAAGAAUCAUGGAAGAAUCAGUUGCUGAAGCUGUAAGGAAUGCAUCUAGUCGUUAUGAGAAAGACUUAAGUCAAUUGCAAAAAACUAAUGAAAGAUUAGAAGCUGAAUUACAAGAAUUACGGAACAAAGAAAAAACUGACAUUUCUCGAGAAGGAGUUUUAGCUGCUGUUACCAAAUCCUUAAAACGUGUUGGAAACUUAGGAGGACCUCUUCCAUUUACAUCUUCUACAGGAGAAAGUAUUGAAAAUUUAGAAGAAAGUAUGAGGAAGGCUCAAGAAGAUGCAGAAAUGCUUCGGUCCCUUGUUGUUCCUUUAGAGGAGGAAAUAAAAGCCCUAAAAGAUAAGCUGCGUUCAACUGAUGAGCAAUUAAGAGAAUAUGAAACAGCAUUUGCUAAUUUAGUAAAACGUGUAGGCUCAGAUUCUCUCUCGGAAAUGGUAAAAGGUAAAGGUCCAGCAGAAGUUGUAGAGCAUUUAGAUGAAAAGUUAACUAGUCUUAGUCAAGGUCUGCAAGCUGAAAAAGCUUCUAGAAGUGAUUUAGAAAUGUAUGUUGCUGUAUUAAAUACAAGGAAAGCUGUUAUGCAAGAAGAUAUGGACAAGAUUAAAUCAGAACUUCAAGAAGUAUGCCAAUUACUUGAAAAGGAAAAGAAAGAGCAUGUCCAGUUGAAACGGACCUGGCAAAUGGCCAAUGACCAAUUCCUAGAAGCUCAACGAUUACAAAUAAUGGACAUGCGUAGAAUGCAAAGUGUUCUAACAUCUGAACAACAGAGACAAAUCGCUGAGCUGAAGAAAAAGGAUGAGCGAAAAAUGGAACUUGAAAGACAAGUUAAAAGCAUUGAGAAAAAAGAUAGUGAAGAAAAAUCUAAUGAAGAUAAAGGAAGGACUUCACCUUUUCCCAGACCCUCUUCUGCUAAAUUAGUAAAAAGUUCUCCAAUUAUGAAUCAUAAAUUAUCUAGUUCUGUUAAAUUUGAUCAAGAUUUGGAUUCAAAUAUGAAUACAUCAAAUAGAGCUAGAAGCAUUCCUGAUAAUCUGAAUCUUACUGAAAAUGUUUUUACUGAGAAGCGUUCCUUAUCGAGUUCUGCUUUGAAUGGUAUGUCUAAAGAUGAUAUGAAAAAUAGUUCUAUAGUUCCUCUGAGUUCUCCACCAGUUAAAGAAUCUGAAGCAACUCCCUCUACACCCAAAAAAGUCCCUAGUCUAACUCAAGAUCAACUGAAAGCAUUAUCUGAUCGCACACCAGAAUUGGAAGAUAGAAAAUCAUUACUUGAUAAUGCAAGAGCUGAACUGGAAAGUUGUUCUCUUAUUGGCAAAAGACUUGUUAGUGAGAGUGCAUGGCAACAACUUGAAGAAGAGCUUAAACGAGCCAGAGAAAAGUUAGGGCAGUCUUGUGAAAUGUGCUGUAAUUAUGAACUUCAAUUGCAACAUGUACAACAAAUGGAAAGUGAACAACGUAGCAAAGCUGCUGUCAUAGAACAGAAACUUGAAGAUUAUAAAAAAGAUUUGCAUAGAGAACAAGAAUAUCGACAAGAGAUGAAAGAAAAAUUUGAUGAAAUAUCUAAAGAAUAUGAAAUGAAGGUUAGUCAACUUUUUAAAAUGCGUGGAGAAUUUGAAAAAGCUUAUAACCAAAUUAAGAGUCAUUAUGAAAUUUGUCGAAAGGAAUUAAAUGAUUAUCAAUCUACUGUUGUGAUAGAGAGAGAUGCUUUGAAGAGAGAACUCGAGAGAGUUCAAAAUGAAAAUGAUGUCCUACUUGGGAAACAUAUUGCCAAAGCUCAACAAAUGCGGAAUGAAGAUAUUAAUUUGCCUGAUACAACAGAAGAAUUGCAGUUUUAUUGCCUGCAAAAACAGGAAGAGCUUAUUACUAUUAAGGCAGCUAAAGAAAAUAUGGAAGAGGCAUUGAAAGGUGAUAUUCAGAUGUUAAAAAAUCAGAUUAUGAGUGAACAAACAGCUAAGAAAGGGUUAGAAGACACUUAUACUCAAGAACUGGAUAAUCUCAGGGAGCAAUUAGGAAUACUUGAAAGUGUUCAGCAAGAAUUAAGUGUUCAACAGUCUCAAAAUAGUGAACUAGAAAAACGUUUAACUAAUUUGUUAGAAGAUUUGAAAGCAAAAGAAGAAAAAAUUUCUUAUUUUCAAACUCAAGUAAAAGAAUUAUUACUUGCUAAGUCAAAAUUAGAGGAAGAGUUACAUGUGUUGAAAUCCAAAGUUCAGGGUCUUCAGUCUGAUUUAGACAACAGUGAAGCUGUCCAAAGAGACUUUGUAAAGCUCUCACAAUCUCUUCAGAUGGAACUUGAAAAAAUAAGGCAGUCUGACAGUGAAGUCAGAUGGCAACAUGAUGAAGAUGUUUCAGAAUGCAAUACUUGUAAAAAGACUUUCCAAAGUCGGAAAGAAAAGUUCCAUUGUAGCCAUUGUGGUAAAAUAUUUUGUUUAGAAUGCACUUCAAGAACUGUAAAUAGUGGACCGAAAAAACGGCAAUUCAAAGUGUGCAAUGUGUGCCAUACGCUUUUAGAUCAUAAAACUGCUCCUUAUUUUAGUAGUGAUCCACCGCAAACACCAAGUUAAGGAAGAAAAAUUUUAUUAGUGUUUAUAGUUUAAGUAUCUUUCCAUCUCCAGAUGUGGAAAUCACUUUAAAAAGAGCAGUUGAAUGCUAUUUAUUAGCAAAUGCUAUGCAUUUGUGCCUAAUGUAAAACAUUAUAACAUCAGUUACUGAAAAUAAUGAACAAUCCUAAUUAAUAGAAUUUUGUACAGACUGAAUCAUAAAAUUGCUAUAAAUUGAAGUAAAUACUGAAAAUCUUAGACUGUGAUGAUGAAGUUUGUAUGAUUAUCUUCCACUCUGAAUGAAUGAUGUAUAUGUUAAUUUAAAAACUAGUCUUUAAUGAGGUAAUUGUUGUUGUGUUUUUCAGAAAGAGCAUUGGUUUAAAUUUUCUAACUGUUGAGCUGUUUUUUCUCUGUAUAAUAGAUGUUGAUAAAAUCAUUUGUUAUUUUUUUAAAUUCAAAAUUUAAUAAUGUUUAAUUGAAUGGAUACUGCACAUAUACAAAUUUUACAUAAAUCUAUGCUCUAAAAUAUUAAAUUUCUAAAAAAAUUAACAUUAAUUUUAGUUUUGGGUAUUAAAUUUCUUGAGAAAGCCGUACAAUAAGUGAAAUUUGUUUUAUUUUCAGUAGUUUUUCAAAAAUGUUGUUUCUGAAUAUAAUUUAUUGUUGUUUCUUAUAAAUAUCUUUUCAAUAAGCUAAUAUAUUUAUUUUAUUGCUGUUUAAAAUUUACUGCCUGUUAAUAUUGAUCAUACAUUAAAUAACUUUCUGUAGAUAAAUAUUAUAUACUGAUUGUUCUAUACAUUUUUUUAUUCAUAUAUUUUUCUAUUUAAAAGUAAUGAGAAAUGUAAUUAUUAUUUUAUUUCAAUAUAAACAGUUUUAUUUGAUUUUAAUAUAAUACUGAUUAAAAGAAUUUUUUUAAGAAUACCAGCAUAACAACAAAAUAUUAAUUGAAAGUAAACAACCUUAAGAAUUACACACUUCUAUUAUGGCCAGAGGUGCAAUUAUUCAGAUAAUUUUUGCAUUUGAUAUAUUUCAACUACAUUGUUAUAACCACAUAUAUAUAGUUAAUAUUUCAAAUUAUUUAUUAAGAAAAGAGCAUUUUUCCAAGAUAUUAAUUCUUUGGAUUAUAUUUAAAAAUCUGUCUGUUUUAAUAAUAUGUCUAAUCUUGCAAUUUAAAAAUUUAGCUAAUAAAUACUUAAAUUUCUUACUCAUGAAUUUUACAUUAAAACAUUCUUUAGAAUUUUUUUUAAAGCUUCAUACAUUCUUUUAAUUAGAAAGCCUUUGUAGAAAAAAUUGGUGAACUUAUAGGAAUAUAAAAGUACAAAUAUCUACUUGUAUUAAAUUUAAGUAGUCUUUAUGUUCUUAGCAAACUUUUAAUAUUGCAUAUUUUAUUAAACCGAAAGCUCUAAAAAUUUAAUUAAUUCUUUAUUAAAUUUUUGUUUGAAAUAGUUGUAAAAAUUUGAAAUGUCUUAUUUAUUUAAUUAUAAAUAGGUUAUAGAAGUUUUCCUUACUGAAUGAACAAUAUUCUAUUUAAUGAUAUUUCAAUCUGCUUAACUUUAUUCUUGAUUUACAUAAUGAGAUCAGAACUUCUGAAGCUUCACCUUGUAAUGUAAUGCCAGAUACUUUUUUAAGUGUGAUUCUCCAAAUAUUUUCAUGAAAGUAUAUCUAGUCGACUUUUAAUUCUUGAUUUCAGACUUUCUUUUCAUUAGGAGUGUCCAUAUUUCCUUCUUAAUUCGCUAGAAGUAUUAUAAUGAAUGAUUUUGCAAUACAGAUUUUUAAUUUCAUUGUUGUCUUAAUCCAAAGAAUUUUUUUUUUUUUAAAUUCAUAAUUGCAGUUUUUUUUUUGAAACUAUGGAAUAGAAGAUGCUUAGUUCUUAGAUUUUUUUUUUUCUUUUUUAGAUGCCAUUUCCAUCCUACUUUUAGAUUUAGAAAUGUUUAUACUUGCACAUCUUUCUUAUUUAUUCCAGCAAGUUUUAGAAAAUGUAGUAUUUUGUUAAGUUUAAUUACAAGUUAUAAGCAUCACAUAUCAUAGUAUUAUAUUUAUAGCUUUGUACAUUAUAAGCCACUAUCAUAGAGAUAGUCAGCUUUAUUUUGUUUGAUUCAAUAUAAGGAGAAAAAAAUAAAGAUAAGGCCCAAAUUGGGAAAAGAAAAAGAUUUAUAUAAUAUCAUAAAAAUGCAAAUUUGGUUAAUUUCUGUGUUCAUGUUCUGUCAUUGAAUGCAUUUGAUAAUGUGGCGGGAAAAAGAUUAUGAAUUAAUAGUUUAUUCCCAAAAAUGUUUGUACUAGUGAUUUUUGAUUUUACUGUCUGGAAGAAGAUAUCUUAGUGCAAUAUUGUAAAGUAUCAAUGUGAAAUUCUUAUAAAAAUUUUAGCAAUGUAGUUUAAUUAAGUAUUAAGAUGGAAUUACGGAUUGCUGAUAUCAUAAAAUUAAAAAAAAAAAAAGCCGCGAAAUUUGUCAUUUUUAGGUCAAAAUUAGAUUAAAUACAUGUAAAGAGUUUAAAAGUCACUUAUAGAAUCAUUUAUUAAAUAUUUUUCAUUAUGUAGUAUAUUAUGGAUUGGUGAUGCUUAUGUCUUGUGAUCAAAAGUUUUAAUUUUCAUUUAUGAGGGCAUUUUUUUUUAAAAAGUGAUACUGAAAUAUAUUAUUUUGUUAAAUAUCUGUAUGUUUCUGUUGGCACAAACAUUCCAAUAAUAUUUGUAUGCAUUUUUGAAACAAAAAAUUAACUGUAUGUUUGCUGACAGAAAGCAUGAAUUGUUUCUACCCUGUUUUAGUUGUUGAAAUAAAUUAUAUUCCUAUGUUUUGUUACUUUUUACAAUUCUGAUUGCUGCUGUUUGAACUGAAUGCUCAGUGAUAAAAAAUAAAUUCAAUUUUAUUGAGCUUUAUGAACAAAAGUCUUUGUGGAUAUGAAUCAAUGAUAUGUAAACUGAAAAUUCACCUUUAUUUGCUUCUCUUUUCCUCCUUUUCUCUGACUUGUAUAUAUUGUGUAAAAUAAAAACCUUUCUUACAGAA
Molecule: messenger RNA, 5900 nt
Organism: Argiope bruennichi
Lineage: Eukaryota; Metazoa; Arthropoda; Arachnida; Araneae; Araneidae
Product: rab GTPase-binding effector protein 1-like
Exons: 19
Coding region: 154-2928 (924 amino acids)
Biological process (GO): endocytosis
Cellular component (GO): intracellular membrane-bounded organelle
Molecular function (GO): GTPase activator activity; growth factor activity; metal ion binding
Source: RefSeq, a predicted model, not a curated record